This is a messenger RNA of Scutellospora calospora, 921 nucleotides long. Lineage: Eukaryota; Fungi; Glomeromycota; Glomeromycetes; Diversisporales; Gigasporaceae. The record is from the annotation of a GenBank genome assembly.
AUGAAAUUAAAGGUUCGAAACCAAGAUAAAGUUCACGUAAUUGAUAAUUUAAACUCUACGUCAACUAUUAUUGAGUUAAAAAGCUUAAUUUAUUCACUAAGCGGAAUAAGUCCUUUUCGACAAGAACUCAAAAUAGGAUAUCCACCACGCGUAUGUUAUGCAAAUGAUGAAGAUACUCUAUCUUCAGUAGGCAUUCAAAAUGGAGAACAAAUUAUUCUUACUGAGAAUUCCUUAUCAGAAACAACUAGUCAACAAGUUAAUAUGAAGAAUUUUUCGGGAACAGAUAUUAUAUCAGUUCCUGUAGAGAAUGGAUCAAUUAUUUUGAGAGAAAUGGAAGAUGAUAAUUCAUGCUUAUUUCGUGCAAUUAGUAAGUCAUGUAAAGAUUUAUUUAAACUUGAUAAUUAUUGUAAAAGAUCUAGCCCAAUUAAAAAUUAUGUUUUGGAAAGAUCAACCGAUAUUCAAAACCUUAGAAAUAUGAUUAUUAAAUGUAUAAAAGAAGAUCCGGAAACUUAUUCUGAUGUAGUUCUUGGUAAAUCGCGAGACGAAUAUUGUGCGUGGAUUGCGAAAAAGAAUAGUUGGGGAGGAGCUAUUGAUUAUGAUUCGAUCGCUCUGACACCAAUCAUUGAUGCUGAUAAAGAAUACGAUCAAACAAUAUUUAAUACAUCGGAUGAAUCCAUUUUAAGUGCUGUAAUCGGGAUUUCCGAGAAAAUGAAGCAGUUACGUAAAUAUACGUACACAGCUGAUUUCACUAUACGUUGUGGGCAAUGCAAAAAGGGAUUGAAAGGAGAGCAAGAAGCUGUACAACAUGCUAAAGAAACAGAAAGAUGGCAAAGAAUUCUUGACAAUCGAGAUUAUCGCCGUUGUCGUGCAGCACGAUAUUCAACUAUCUCAUUAAAAGCACGAGUAAAAAGAUUGAAUUAA